GGUUACGGGUGAACGCGCGUGUCAUAGUCAUAUCUAUAUAAUUCAUAAUCUGAGAGUGUUACCAAUGCAUUUAAGUGUGUUUCUUCCUCCCGCCCGCCGCCACUUAACAUUUUACUACAGGAUCCAACAUCCUAUAAACCCAUUUUAACUACAUAAAAAAUACAAUCCAAACAAUUUAAACGACGAAUCUUAGUGAAGUGAAGUGUAGUGACUCCAAAGUAAUGAACACUUUCCAAAUAAGAUAUGACCUAAAGGUCUAUGUUACCAGGUCAUAAAAUUAAAAAAAAAAUUGUUAGUAUCCCUAUAACUAUAAUAGCAAUUUAAAACGAAACGGUAGAUUGUAUUUAUUUUUGAGUAUAUUUUGCAACUGUAAAUAUUAAAACAUUAUUCGAAAAGGUUUGGAGAGGGCAGGGGGUCAAGCCUGUAAACAAAAGGAAACCUAGAAAAUAUUGUUGUGGAGUUAUUUCAUGUAGCUAUUUUAAGUGUGUAAACGUAAUAGAAGUCAAAGGAAGUAGGGAUUGUGGUGUUGCGUUGUGCGGUGGGACACUGCACGGGCACUGAGCGAUGUCGAACGUGGAGAACGUGUGCUCGCAGGUACUGCGCAGUGUGGUGCCCAAGAUGUGCCGGUUGGCGGCGGAUCCGCCCGCUGGCGUCAAGCUGCUGCUGUGGGACAACGACAUCACUGACGUCGUGGCCCUCAUCGACGGUCCAGCGGACACGCCUUACGCCGGCGGUGUGUUCCGCGUGCGGCUGGCGCUGGGCAGGGAGUUCCCCGCCGCGCCGCCGCGCGCCUACUUUCUGACCAAGAUCUUCCAUCCGAACGUGUCGGCGGCGGGUGAGGUUUACGUCAACACGCUGAAGCCCGACUGGCGGCCGGAGCUCGGGCUGGCGCACCCGCUGCUGGCCGUGCGCUGUUUGCUCAUCGAGCCCAACGCGGACUCUACGCUCAACGCCGAGGCGGCGGCAUUGCUCCGCGACCGCUACGACGACUACUUCGCACGAGCCAAACUCUACACCGACAUCCACGCGCGCCCCGACCACGCGCACUCGGCGCACGCCCACAAGCAGGAAUACCGCGACGUUGAGGUGAAUGCAGACCAGGGCGAGGAGGGCGCGGAGAGCGACGAGGGAGCGCCGCACCCAAAGCGCGAGCGGCGGACAUCGCCCACAGCGCCCACCGCGCCUACAGCGCGAACCGUGCCCACAGCGCCCACAGCGACCACCGCGCCCAAAGCGACCACCGCGCCCAAAGCGCCCACCGCGCGUACCGUGUCUACAGCGACCACCGCGCCCAAAGCGCCCACCGCGCUUUCCGUGCCUACAGCGCCCACAGCGACCACCGCGCCCACUGGGACCACCGCGCCCAAAGCGCCCACAGCGACCACCGCGCCCAAAGUGCCCACAGCGACCACCGCGCCCAAAGCGCCCACCGCGCGUACCGUGUCUACAGCGCCCACAGCGAUCACUGCGCCAAAAGCGCCCACAGCGACCACCGCGCCCAAAGCGCCCACAGCGACCACCGCGCCCACUGGGACCACAGCGACCACCGCGCCCAAAGCGCCCACAGCGACCACCGCGCCCAAAGCGCCCACCGCGCGUACCGUGUCUACAGCGCCCACAGCGACCACUGCGCCAAAAGCGCCCACAGCGACCACCGCGCCCAAAGCGCCCACCGCGCGUACCGUGUCUACAGCGCCCACAGCGACCACCGCGCCCAAAGCGCCCACAGCGACCACCGCGCCCAAAGCGCCCACAGCGACCACCGCGCCCAAAGCGCCCACCGCGCGUACCGUGUCUACAGCGCCCACAGCGACCACCGCGCCCAAAGCGCCCACAGCGACCACCGCGCCCACCGUGCCCACCUCGCCCACAGCGUGUACCGUGCCCACAGCGGCCACCGCGCCCAAAGCGUCCACAGCGCGUACCGUGCCCACAGCGCCCACCGCGGACAAAGCGCCAACAGCGCGAACCGCGCCUACAGCACCCGCCGCGCCAACUGCGCGUACCGCGCCCACAGCGCCCACAGAGCAUACCGCGCCCACAGCACUCACCGCGCCCACAGCGCGUACCGCUCCCACAGCGCCCACCGCUCCCACAGCGCCCACCGCUGCAACAGCGCCCACCGCUCCCACAGCGCCCACCGCUCCCACAGCGCGUACCGCGCCCACCGCUCCCACAGCGCCCACCGCUCCCACCGCUCCCACAGCGCCCACCGCUCCCACAGCGCCCACCGCUCCCACAGCGCCAACAGCGCCCACUGCACCCAAAGCGCAUACAGCGCCCACCGCGCCCACAGCGCGUACCGCGCCCACCGCGCCAACAGCGCUCACCGCGCCCACAGCGCCCACAGCACCCACCGCGCUACCACCCGACCGAAAAUAA
This is a messenger RNA of Papilio machaon (common yellow swallowtail), 2382 nucleotides long. RefSeq names its product proteoglycan 4. The coding region runs from base 565 to 2382 and encodes 605 amino acids. The transcript is spliced from 3 exons. The record is from RefSeq and is a predicted model, not a curated record. Lineage: Eukaryota; Metazoa; Arthropoda; Insecta; Lepidoptera; Papilionidae.